Molecule: messenger RNA, 1292 nt
Organism: Jatropha curcas
Lineage: Eukaryota; Viridiplantae; Streptophyta; Magnoliopsida; Malpighiales; Euphorbiaceae
Product: NAD(P)-binding Rossmann-fold superfamily protein
Molecular function (GO): oxidoreductase activity, acting on the CH-OH group of donors, NAD or NADP as acceptor
Source: RefSeq, a predicted model, not a curated record
GAGCCAACUGAAGGAAAAGAUACCUUCCAAACUGAACGAGCAAGUGGGAGUAGAAGAGAAAACGAAAAUGAGCAGCGGAGCAGGGAAGAUCGUUUGCGUGACUGGAGCUUCCGGUUACAUUGCCUCAUGGCUCGUGAAGUUCCUCCUCCUCCGUGGCUACACCGUCAAAGCCUCUGUUCGUAAUCCAGAUGAUCCCAAGAAGGUGGAACACUUGACUGCACUUGAAGGAGCUCAAGAGAGACUUCAGCUGUUUAAAGCAAACCUAUUGGAAGAAGGUUCCUUUGAUGCUGCAAUUGAAGGGUGUGAAGGUGUUUUCCAUACUGCAUCUCCCUUUUUCCAUGACGUUACAGAUCCACAGACAGAAUUAAUUGAUCCUGCAGUGAAGGGAACACUAAAUGUUCUUAAUUCUUGUGCAAGAACUCCUUCAGUCAAACGAGUUGUCUUGACAUCUUCUAUCGCUGCAGUUAAUUAUAAUGGAAAGCCUCGAACUCCAGAGGUAGUUGUGGAUGAAACUUGGUUUUCUGAUCCAGAAUUUUGCAAGGAAAAUAAGCUUUGGUACGUAGUCUCAAAGACCUUGGCUGAGGAUGCCGCUUGGAAAUUUGCAAAAGAGAAAGAUAUAGACCUGGUUGCUAUAAAUCCAGCAAUGGUGAUUGGUCCUCUUCUACAGCCAACACUUAAUACAAGUGCUGCUGCUGUAUUAAGCUUGAUGAAAGGAGUACAAACUUUCCCCAAUGCAACUUUUGGAUGGGUAAAUGUUAAGGAUGUUGCUAAUGCACAUAUUCAAGCUUUUGAGAUUCCGUCAGCAAGUGGACGUUACUGUUUGGUUGAGACAGUUGCACACUACUCAAAGGUGGUGGAUACUUUGCGUGAGCUUUACCCCGAUUUCCAAUUUCCAGAAAAGUGUGCGGACGAUAAGCCUUAUGUUCCAACAUAUGAGGUGUCUAAGGAAAAGGCUAAACGCCUGGGUAUUGACUUCAUUCCUCUCAAGGUGAGCAUAAAGGAAACUGUGGAAAGCUUAAAGGAGAAAGGAUUUAUUGUGUUUUGACCAUCUUCUAGCCUUUCCAAGCUACUUUCAGCUUUUCUUUUAAUAAAUAAAUAAUGGUGUUGGCAUCAUGCGGAAGAAGCAAUUAUUGUUUAGCUAUAUUGUUUUGUAAUAGUAAUAUUAUGAACCAAUUAUUGUUUAGGAUAAAAUUAGUUGUUGUGUUAUCAUCUUCAAAAUAAUUUUAUUAUUCUCUUUAGUUUAGAUUGAUAAUAACAGUAUUAUUUUCUUUAUGAAUUUGUUUGUUUUGCAA